Molecule: messenger RNA, 2657 nt
Organism: Anthonomus grandis grandis
Lineage: Eukaryota; Metazoa; Arthropoda; Insecta; Coleoptera; Curculionidae
Exons: 8
Coding region: 179-2425 (748 amino acids)
Source: RefSeq, a predicted model, not a curated record
UCAAGCUGUAAGUCACAUACGAACGUGCCCGACUCGUACCGAUCGUCAACUUCAUUCACUAAUGUCCUUUCAAAGAAAAUCCCGGAUGAGACCAACGGUAACCGAAACGUAGGGUAGUUAGUUAACGAUGUGCGGGGUGUGAUGAUGAUUGGACGACAUCAUCAUUCGAAACGUAAUAAUGAAAAGUGCGGAGAGAUUCAAAUUGGUGUUCGUGCCUGGAACACUAGUGCUCGUGUGCACCAUUUUAGGAUUUUCGGUAGCCCAAACUGGACACACUAUUUGUGAUGACGUGCCGGGGUGUAACUGUACCAUGGUCGGGGGAUGGAGGAAUGUUAAUUGUUUAUUGAGGGAUGAUCAGGAUCUCAAACUUCAAGAAGAAAACAUACCGAAACUAAUCGCCGAAAUCUCCUUAAGUGGAGGCCAGUCCAUCACCUUUGGCACCAAGACCUUCACCAACCUCCGUGGUCUCUCCGCGGUCCAAAUCAGCAACGUGAAAACGAUCACCAUCGAGGCCAGAGCAUUUUUUAAACUCACUUCUUCUAGUCUACUCCUUAGGGUAUUCGGCUGUGAUAAUCUCGUGCUAAGGCACAAGGCGUUUGAUGAAAUAGAGAGUUCACUCUCCACCGAAAUGGAGAAAAUCCAAGAAGUUAGUUUAGAAAACUCUCCAUUUAAUAAUUUAGGCAACUGUACCUUUAAAGACAUCGGAAUACUUACUAUGGACAGCGGAGCCUUUGACAUAAGGAAUUUGGGAUUGGUUGGGAGGCACGGACCUGCCACAGUAGUAUUGUUUGUCAACGUUUACAUCCCAAAAAUUAACACGGAAGUGUUCAAGACCGUGUUGGCGGAAGUGGCUUUUAAAGACUGCAGGGUGGAUACUGUAAAGACUGAAGCCUUUAAGGCGGUGGAAAUAAAUUCCAUUCGAAUGCAAAACACCACUUUCCACACCAUAGAGUCAAAAGCGAUCGAUGGAAUGUGGGUUUCCCAAUUUGAAAUUAGUAAUUGCACCAUUCAUAGGAUUUCUUCUGGUGCUAUUACCGAUGCUGGUAUUGUUAGUAUGAUUGUUAAUUACUCCAAAAUAAGCGAUAUAGAAUCCUCGGCGAUCACCUCCACCACCAACAAACUCGAGCUUAUAGGCAACGAAAUAAGGCAUCUUAGAAGCCACGCCCUAAAUAUCAAAAAUUGGAAUAAAAUUGUGAUCGAAGAGAACCACAUUAAACAUCUUUCUCCGAACUUCUUGGUGUUGCACUUUGAUCCCGCUUUGGUGCAGAGCGCUUCUGAUGGUGCAAACUUUUUCUUUAAAGGAAAUUACAUUUACGAUGCGAAAGAUGGAUGCCUGGAGUUUGUGAGAGGCAUUAAGGAAGGGAAGCUGCUAUUUGACGAUAAUUACUUCGAUCGAACUUGUGGAUGCGACCUAGACAACUGGUUCACCAACUUGACGAAAUCCCCUUUUCCCACUUCCUCCUUCCUCUCCACCAGCUUCUGCAAAGUAGACUCUACCCUCUCUAAAUGUUUCUCCCUCCCAGCCGGCAUAAUCAAUAUGGCCAACUUCACAGAAAUGACAUGCGCAAACAACACCGUUUGCGAACCCUAUAACGGCGAGACCCUACCUGUCAAUGUCACCAAGCAGAUCUUCACUGAAGACGACCAUAACGAGAGUCGCAAAUGGUUAAUUCUUAUCGUGGUGUUCGUCGGCAUUUCCGUUCUCACUCUGGUCGGGACGUUUGUAAUGUUGCUCGUUAGAGGCAGCAGAUGGUUGAAAAGGAAAGUUGUUAAUUAUUCAGGCUAUUUUCGCAACAAUUACUACGGGAACAACCAGAGCAACGAGGACGAGGAGAACACCAUUGUGACCGUGGAUACGGAAAACGAGAAGUUGGAAAUUCCGGAGGAGUUGACCCAGGAGUUCCUUCAAGAGCUUUCGAGGAGGUUGGACGAUCCUGCGACACACCAAGAAGCUAGUGAUAUUAUCGAGAGACUUUAUGAGACUUUUGUUGUUGAUGAAAGUUAUGAGAAUAAUAACAGAGAAGAAGAAGCUCACUUAUACGAAGAAUUGGGCAACCUGAACCUCCAAAUACCUCCACCGCCAUACGAGGAACAUCCCUCGCCGACAACACCCGCGGCCAACACAACCCCCAGAAGUAUAUUAAAGCUGAUGGAAGAGAAGUUUAAUACGACCGGUUCAGUUGAGCACCAAAGAACGUUGGAUCUGAGCUGUUCCAGUACCAGUACCAACGCUAGCACCAAACCGAUACUAACUGGCGACUAUUCGGAACCAAUUGAUAAAGAAGAGGCGCAUUUGUAUUCGGAGCUAAAGCAGAAGGACGAAGGGAAAACGGAUAGCGUCAAGUCGAGGAAUUCGGUACAGCUGAGGCCGUUGCCUGAUAAGCCGGGGUAUAUUUUUGAGGCUGGACCCUCUAGUAAAUUGUGAAUUUAGAGAUUUUACUAAGGAAUUAAGUGCAAGUGUAUAGACCGUGAAAGGCUUAUUUGGAUCGUUAUUCUGGAUUAUGAGCUUGAAGGGUCAAAGGUUGAAGGAUCAGCUUUCAGCAGAAAAAAUAUAAUAAGGAAGCCAAUAUCUUGAAAAUACUGAACUGAUGUAAAUUUUAAGUUUAUGUAGCAGUAAUCUGAAUCCUCUAAUUUAUAAUAAAUGCCACUAGAUGCAA